GGUAAAACUCUGAUUAUCAAAGUGCUGUUUCUGCAGUUUUUACAGGCUUGUAAUGCACUGGCAACAAGUGGGAAUCAGUACUGUCCACUUUGGUUUUGACAUCUGCAGACAUCAGGGUCAUCGUAUACCACUAAAAACAUUUCAACUGAAGCCUUGGUUGAGACAUCUGUAACUUUCUGAUGAGGUAUGGAUGCUUUUGAGGGAAUUCACAGUGUCAAGAUUUCGUCCUCUCCGCCAUCUUCACCUUCAUCCAGCCUGGGAUAUGAAGUCCUCAAGGUGGGGAGAUCUGGAAUAGCAGUAUAUUCCUCUACUGUCUUCUAUGGGACACGUGAUGUGCCGGGACAGCCGGCAUCCAAACACAAGGCCAGAGGGGAAAAUGAAGAGGAAGGCUGUGCUGUUGGGCAGUUGGUAGAUCUGGAUCCAGAGCCAGAGUGCAGAGUGGAAGGAGGCCACACUGGGCCCACCUCAGGCAAAGCUCAUGGCGUCCUUUCCCGGCUUCGCAGCUCCUCACUGGAAAUCAAAGAAAAAGAAAUCAGAGAAAAGGGUUCAGAAAUCCUGAGGGAACAGCUGGAUGCUGCAAAGAGGGAACUGAAACUAAAAGACAAGGAGUGUGAGCGUCUGUGCCGGGUCAGGAAUCAGCUGGAGCAGGAACUGGAGGAGCUGACUGCUAGUCUGUUUGAGGAAGCUCACAAGAUGGUGAAUGAAGCUAAUGUGAAACACGCAGCAGCAGAGAAACAACUGAAGGAGGCUCAAGGGAAGGCUGACGUUCUGCAAGCAGAGGUGACGGCCCUUAAAACUCUGGUGUUGACAUCCACACCAUCUUCACCAAACAGACAGCUGCAUCCACAGCUGCAGUCUUCAGGAACCAAGGGAGCAUAUAAGCAUGUUGGGGGACACAUCCGCAACAAGAGCAUGAGCGGCACCUUGUCAUUCCUGCCUGGAAAACCUGAACCUUUGUCAGCUUCUGUUCAGCCUGUGACCACAGAGGACAGAGAGAUGGAUUCAGUUCUGUAUGCAGAGUUUUUGAUGUGGAAGGAACAUCCAAUUCUAGAUCGCUCGUCUGCCUUCCUGACUCGUAUCUACAGAGAAGACAUCGAACCCUGCCUCUCUUUCACAAGAUCUGAGUUGUCCCAGCUGGUGCAAAGUGCAGUGGAAAACAACUCCCUGACUAUUGAGCCUGUGGCCACGUCAGCAUUACCAACAGUUAAAGCCUCAGCUUUGGAGUGUGGAGGCCCUAUUGGCUUUAGGGCAGCAAUAGAGACAAAAUGUGCUUUAAGUGGCAUGUCGCAGCUUUGCCAACAUCGCAUUAAACUUGGUGACAAGGAGAACUACUAUUACAUCUCUCCCUCCAGCCGAGCAAGGAUCACAGCAGUUUGCAAUUUUACUUCUUAUAUCCGCUACAUCCAGCAGGGCCUGGUGAGACAAAAUGCGGAACAGAUGUUCUGGGAGGUGAUGCGUCUCCGCAGGGAGAUGGCUGUGGCCAAGUUGGGUUUCUACCUCACAGACCAGGGUUAGAGGACCUGACUGUCCACGGGUACGCUCGACAGGAAAGCACAAGCCCAGGACCUUGAUCAUUCAGACCGUCAGGGUUACACUGUGGUAACAAACAGGUCUUGGAUCACUUUUUAUAGCAGAGGUUGUACAACAUUAGUGCUGCAGCAAAGACCAAUGAACAAGGGAACAAGAAAAUAGUGUCACUUUUGGAUAUGUGAUAAGACAAAAGUGAAACCAGUACGGCUAGAGAGAACUAAAAAUAAGUUUUAAAGUUUGGAUGUUACUCCCAGAUAGAUAAAAUGUAUUUUUCUGAAUCUGCACAGACAUAUUUUUCUGUUAUACUGCAGGCUUCCAGUAAUUAUUUCCACUAGUGUUAGGAAUGGUUUGUUUUUAUCUCCCCGGUGGAGUACACACAAUUUCUCAUGCCAACACAAUAGAUUCUAUGUAUCGCUUUUCAGUCACCAGCUUGUUCAAAAGUUGAUCAUAACGCAGGACAAAAGCACUCUAGAAUGUAUUUGUUCUCUUACCUAAGGUAUUAUAUACUUAAAAUAUUAUAUAUGUAAGAUACGUGAGCUUGACAUUUUCCAUGUAGCUUCCACAGAGCAAUGAUUUGGGCAGUUUUCUUUACUUCUGCAUCAAUGUUAUGCAUGCUAGCAUCUCUUAGUUUAAGUUACUGGCUCAAAUACUAUGACCAAGACUUCUUUGGCUCAGCACACUUGCACGACCCGUUUGAGGACUCGUACUAAACAAAUUCCCAUUAGCCUGGCCUGUAAUAAUCAGAUAAACUGUUAAUUAUUGUUACACUGCCACAUUCAAAAUAGUAACAGCUUUGCAAUGUAAUCAGAAAAUAAACAAGCUUUAAUACAAGUAAUCACAAUAUGCACAACUGUUGCAAUCUGCCAUGGACAGUAAUAUACUGUAUAUAAGCCAUAAAUGACUUUGCAUGAAUGCAGUACAGAGCUGUAUAAUGCAGUGUGUAUUCGUUAUACCUCAGUGAAGAUUUGUUACCAAUAGUAAUCAGUUUUUACAGGCAAGUCUUUUGAAGGUAAAAAUAAAGAAUACUGUGUCAGAACAUGCAAUAACAGCUUUUUAGGCAUAUUUAGGGAAUUGAGGUUCCUAACCUCAGUGUACUGAUAGUCAGCUGGCUCCCAGUGUAAACUCUCCAUUAAAGAGGAGACACUGUAGCCCAUCACCUACUGUGUGUGAUUUUACACAUAGUACAAAGGUGAUGUUUCUUGCUCAGAGGGUCUUUGUGCUAUGAAAGUCUGUUUUUGGAGCAAACAUUCCAGUAAGAUUUUAGUUUCUGGAUUGAAAAGACUUAAGCUUGUCAUUCUGUUGCUUCAUCAUAGAUGUUACAAUGGACCUUAAUAAUGUUCAGCUUGUUGUUAAUGAAUGAAUACAGUCUACUUCAACUCUAAAUAGUUAAAUACAUAGACAUUUCAAAAGUCUGCAUAAUUAACUUAAGUUAGACAUAUAAUUCUAGAUGAAGAAAAUAAAAAUUGAACAAACUUUUA
Monopterus albus (swamp eel) is the source of this 3008-nucleotide messenger RNA. It is a transcript of the gene rab3il1, whose product is annotated as RAB3A interacting protein (rabin3)-like 1. NCBI's taxonomy places the organism in Eukaryota, Metazoa, Chordata, Actinopteri, Synbranchiformes, Synbranchidae. The record is from RefSeq and is a predicted model, not a curated record. The transcript is spliced from 12 exons. Gene Ontology annotation, cellular component: Golgi to plasma membrane transport vesicle. Gene Ontology annotation, biological process: exocytosis. Gene Ontology annotation, molecular function: guanyl-nucleotide exchange factor activity. Bases 187 to 1515 code for a protein of 442 amino acids.